Molecule: messenger RNA, 604 nt
Organism: Galdieria sulphuraria
Lineage: Eukaryota; Rhodophyta; Bangiophyceae; Galdieriales; Galdieriaceae
Exons: 3
Coding region: 15-578 (187 amino acids)
Cellular component (GO): membrane
Source: RefSeq, a predicted model, not a curated record
AUGUAUAAAAUAGAAUGUUCAAAUGGAGUAAAUCGUGGACUGCCUUGUUUCACAAACCAGAGCAGCUUUUACUCAAUAAUAAUAAUAAUUUUUUUGCAAGAUAUCAAAAGUUUUCAGUCGCAACUUUAAAAGAUGUGAACAUUAUUCUGUAUACAAAGGCCUAUAAAGAACGCAAUCAGGGAAAGUUAGAUGUUCUGUCAAGCACCCCAAGUGCAAGUAAAAGAGUUCCAAGUCGAAUACUUCACACUGUUGCUGCUUCAAGUGGUGCUUCACUUCCAGAUUUGUGGAACAGUGUUACUCUGACCUAUGGAAGUUUGAUUGCUGCAGGAGGUAUUACAGGGUAUGUGAGAACUCGUAGCAUUCCAUCCUUGCUAUCAGGUAUCAUAUCAGCGGCAUUACUUUUUGUUUCUUGGCAUCAAAAUUCUCCACCUCUCGCCUUUGCCGUGUCUUCAUUUUUAACUGCGGCAUUUUUCAUGCGUUUUCGAAAAACAAAGAAAAUAUAUCCUUCUGGUAUAUUAGGUGUCAUCAGCGUUGCUGCAUCUGCUUUUUUUGGUUACGUUUACUAUUAUUGGACUUAAAAGUUGAUAGUUUAUAACAUUUCUUU